AUGGGUUUACAAAAUUCAAAAUACCAUCUUCAAACACGCAAUUUAUGGCAUCAUCUAUUCAAAGCUGAUCGGAACUCUUAUCAAUAUGGGGCAAGCCGACAUCGACGACAUGAUGAGCCGCCUUCUCAAGAUUUGAAUCAUCGGAGGACGUUUGACGGCAUGCGUUUCAGAAGACGAGCUGAAGUCUCUGUGUUGCCUCGCAAAGAAUGUUUUUAUGCAUCAACCAUCACUCACCGAAGUUGGGCCACCAAUUGUUGUUUGCGAGGAUAUCCAUGGAGAGUAUCCCGACCUCUUGCGCAUCUUCGAAAAGACCACUUUUCCACC
This is a messenger RNA of Mesorhabditis belari, 324 nucleotides long. The record is from the annotation of a GenBank genome assembly. NCBI's taxonomy places the organism in Eukaryota, Metazoa, Nematoda, Chromadorea, Rhabditida, Rhabditidae.